GCCCUAGUUACAAGACCCCUCUCCCUCAGUCACACACAUUGCUCUCAUGCUGCAAACGUGAAACUCUCUUGCUUCAUACCGGUCUCUUGAGAGCAGUCUUGUUCUUGUUCUUACAUUUGCUUCCACUGAAGAUCUUCCAGGUGGCCUUCACCUGAUUCGACAGUUUUUUUUUUCCACCUUCCAUACGCGCAGCUCCUUGGCGGGUAGAAGUGCUGACCCGCCAUGUUUCUGGUUCUGGUGGUAACAGAUGAGUUGAGGCAGCUCCUGGCCAGGGCAAGGAACGGGACUGGCCGUCUCAUCCAGGUGCUGAUCCGAGACGAGCAGUUGGUUCUGGGUGCAUACCGUGAGCCAUCUCAGUCCUGGGAGAAAGAUUAUGACCACUUCCUGCUUCCCCUACUUGAUCCCCAGGAACCUUGCUACAUCCUGUAUCGCCUUGACUCCCACAAUGCACAGGGAUAUGAGUGGAUCUUUCUUUCUUGGUCACCUGACCAGUCUCCAACCAGACAGAAGAUGCUGUAUGCUGCCACUCGUGCAACAGUGAAGAAAGAAUUUGGUGGAGGGCAUGUAAAAGAUGAGCUCUUUGGCAAUGUGGUGGAGGAUGUUUGUCUUCAGGGUUACCUUCGUCAUGUAUCAUCAAUCUCCGCUCCUGCUCCUCUCACACUCGCUGAGCAGGAGCUGCAGAGAAUCAAAACCACGGAGUGCAAAGUUAAGCAGGUUAUUACAGAGAUGAGUGUGGAAACUAAGCCUCAGACCUUACAGGGUCUGGCCUUUCCGCUACAGCCAGAGGCUAAACACGCUUUACAGCAACUCGCUAAGAAACACAUUAACUACAUCCAGCUGAGGUUGGACACUGAGAAAGAGACCAUUGAGCUGGUGCACACUCGGCCCACAGAGACACAUGAUCUUCGUAGCAGGAUCCCAACAGACACACCACGCUAUCACUUCUUCCUCUAUAAGCACUCACACGAAGGAGUCUACCUAGAGUCUGUUGUGUUCAUCUACUCGAUGCCGGGCUACCGCUGCAGCGUUAAGGAGAGGAUGCUGUAUUCCAGCUGUAAGAGUCGGCUGCUGGAACAGGUGGAGAGGGACUACCAUAUAGAGGUGGUCAAAAAGUUGGAGAUAGACAGCGGGGAUGAGUUGACGGAGCAGUACUUGUAUGAGGAAAUCCACCCUAAGCAGCAUGCUCACAAGGAGGCAUUCGCCAAACCUCGCGGUCCUGCAGGGAAAAGAGGAAAUAAACGGCUGAUUAAAGGAGUGGGAGAGAAUGGUGUGAACAGCUAGAGAGGAAAGAACAUGGGAAACAGGUCCCUGUUCUGCCCUCCAAGAAUCUGAGGAUUUUGCUGUUAAGGCAUGACAGGAUGAAAGAGGUUGAAAUGUGGUGUCCAGUUGUUUUUAUUCUUAUUAAUUGUGAUGCUUUUUUUUUUUUUUAAACUUUAUUAGCUUGGGUUUCAUAAGUCAUAAAUAACUCAUUCUUUUAUUCAAAUUUGUGUACACAUUCAUAAAGAAAAAAAAAGGAAACUCAGGAAUUCAUUCUGUACCUAUAAAUUGUCUGCUCACACUUUUUAUUCAUUCAGAAUUCGAGACAUAACUUGACAGUCAUGUUUCAUGCACAAAUUCAGUUAGUGUCAGUAAUUGAAGUGGACUAGUGGACAGUUCAUAUUUAAAUUUGUUUCUUGAUUUUAUUUCACAACACUACCAUACAUUACCAUUACCAAACAUAGCAGAUCUAGCCUCAGUAGAAUGUGAAUUUUGUAUGAGUAAGAAACACUUUAUAGGUCACUGAUGUUCCAGUUGUGAUUUUAGAUCUGUGUUUUAUAACUGAUUGGAUUGGCGCUAAUUUGCUUUACAACAUUAGAUUGAAAACCUAACUGUUUAUGCAUAAGCAUUUACUUCAGUGACACUAAUGUAAAUCUUUCUCACUGUUUUCUGUCAUAUCAAGUUGUGAAAAUAGCUGUUCUUAAUGAAAAUAAGAACUCAGAAUAAAUUAUUUUUAUGAA
Messenger RNA from Pangasianodon hypophthalmus (striped catfish), 1997 nucleotides. RefSeq names its product twinfilin-2. The coding region runs from base 223 to 1281 and encodes 352 amino acids. Gene Ontology annotation, biological process: barbed-end actin filament capping; regulation of lamellipodium assembly; positive regulation of neuron projection development. The transcript has 9 exons. Gene Ontology annotation, cellular component: cytoplasm; actin filament; myofibril. Gene Ontology annotation, molecular function: actin monomer binding; actin filament binding. The record is from RefSeq and is a predicted model, not a curated record. NCBI's taxonomy places the organism in Eukaryota, Metazoa, Chordata, Actinopteri, Siluriformes, Pangasiidae.